This is a messenger RNA of Paramecium primaurelia, 465 nucleotides long. The record is from the annotation of a GenBank genome assembly. Lineage: Eukaryota; Ciliophora; Oligohymenophorea; Peniculida; Parameciidae.
UGAAAGUUAAUAAAACAAGCGGUUGUAAGAAUUAUUGGAAAUUAAAAAUAAUUAAGCGAGAAUUUAUUAAUAAAUUAUGUUAAAAUGUAACAAUAUUAGGGACAAAUGAAUAUAUAGAAAUAGAUAUAUAAUUAUGAUUUGAUAAAGAGUAGCAGGGAAUUAAAAGAAUAAAACAUAGAAAUGGUAAAUUUUAAAUUGUAGGUAUUAUGUUGGAGGCUAUCUCAUUUAAAGAUUUUUUAAAUGAGAUAUUUAGGAUAGGCAAAAUCUUUAAGAAUCCUUGAGUGGCCAAACCGGAUGAACAUGCCACUGCUACACAUAUCCAAUUUAACUAAGCUUAUCCAAAACUUAGGACACAGACAUCUGCACGGAAGCAAAAAUAUGGUCUUGACACAAAAUUGGUAAUCAUAUACCAUCAUCUUCUGCUCAUAUCUAAUGAGUAGAUCAAGAUGCAAACUCGGGGUUUGA